AUGAAUAAUGUACAAUUUUCUGAGAGGCAGAUAUCUGCCUUUAGCCAUGAGUACAAAAUCAGACGAAAGCGUCAGAUGCUUAGAUUUUUCUGUGCAACUGCAUUGACGCUUGUAUCCUGUAGAGUAGCAUACAGAGGAAUGCUAGGAAGAAAGUAUAUACCCAAUAUGUUUCAAUUGAACUACAAACCUCCACCUUUCUCUUACAAGGGAGAAGCUGCUAGUGCGUUAGUUCUCGGUACAGGACUAGCAACUGGUGGACUUACCAUGAUGGUGUUUGGAGGGUGUUGGAUUGCAGAUAUCUCUACUUUCCCAGAAUUUAGUUACAAAUUAAAGCGACUCAUGGGUCAAGAAUCAGACUCAUCGCAGUUGCCAAUGGACACAGAAACUUCACAGAUCGUAAACCAAUUGGAACAACUACUGAAUAAUGAUAAGAAAUGA
Zygosaccharomyces rouxii is the source of this 438-nucleotide messenger RNA. RefSeq names its product Aim11p (gene AIM11). The record is from RefSeq and is a predicted model, not a curated record. The transcript is spliced from 2 exons. Bases 1 to 438 code for a protein of 145 amino acids. Lineage: Eukaryota; Fungi; Ascomycota; Saccharomycetes; Saccharomycetales; Saccharomycetaceae. Gene Ontology annotation, cellular component: mitochondrion.